AUGGCUGUCCAGACGUAUACACUGCCUCCCCUCCCCUACGAUUACAAUGCUCUCGAACCGCACAUUUCGGCGGAAAUCAUGACACUGCACCAUGAUAAGCACCACCAGGCCUACGUCACGAACCUCAAUGCUGCCUUGGGCAACUACUCCAAAGCCGUGGCUGAGGCCAACAUACCCGAUCAAAUUGCCCUGCAAAACAUGAUCAAGUUCAACGGCGGAGGCCACAUCAACCACUCGCUCUUCUGGAAGACCCUCGCCCCUGCAGACAGCAAAGACGCCUCGGACCCCAAGGGCUCCGCUCCAUCGCUCAUGGAACAGAUCAAGUCCACGUUUGGCAGCCUGGCUGGCCUGAGAACUGUGUUCUCCUCGACCUUGAUGGGUAUUCAGGGCUCUGGAUGGGGAUGGCUGGUUAAGGCUCCUGGAAGGGACGGUGGACUUCGCAUCGUCACGACCAAAGACCAAGACCCUGUCGUUGGCGGGGAGGUGCCCAUUAUUGGUAUCGACAUGUGGGAACACGCAUACUAUCUACAAUACCAGAACGGCAAAGCAUCGUACGUCGAUAACGUGUGGAAGAUCAUCAACUGGACGGCUGCCGAGGAGCGGUUUAGGGGCAAUCGCGAGGAUGCCUUCGAGAUCUUGAAGGCUGGCAUGUAG
Colletotrichum siamense is the source of this 654-nucleotide messenger RNA. Its product is annotated as Superoxide dismutase. Gene Ontology annotation, molecular function: metal ion binding; superoxide dismutase activity. The record is from RefSeq and is a predicted model, not a curated record. The coding region runs from base 1 to 654 and encodes 217 amino acids. Gene Ontology annotation, cellular component: mitochondrion. NCBI's taxonomy places the organism in Eukaryota, Fungi, Ascomycota, Sordariomycetes, Glomerellales, Glomerellaceae. Gene Ontology annotation, biological process: superoxide metabolic process. The transcript is spliced from 3 exons.